UACCUGGAAGCAAGUAUGUUCAAACGGGCGAUACCGCGAGUUGUUCCAAGACAAAACCUCUUCCGACGAUAUGGAUACAACGGAACUGUUUUCUUUGUUCUGUGCUCUCCUCCAAACAAAAUAUGAAGAAAGCGAAUGCAAGGAACUUAAAGAUAGCUUAAAGGCUGUCAAAGAUAUAAGAAAUGAAAUAGCGCAUGAGUGCAGCGCUAUGAAAAAUCCGUCAAAAGUUCCAGAACUACAUAACAAGUUGCUGGAGCUCAUCCAAGUGGCAGGGAAGUUUUACAAACUCUCGAAGCGUGAGGUAAAGGCUCUGGAAGAUGAGUUGCGAAGUGACAUAAGCAGAGGGUUCUCUCCUAGUGAAAUGAAACAAGCUUACUUCUCUCGUUGCCUGUGCAACGAAGGGAAACAACAUGCUGGGCUUCUCUUACAAAAUUUCACCAACGACCUAAACAACGGCGUAGGUCAUCUCAAACUGUCGGCUGACUUUUACCCACCCAAACUAACGCUACAACACGAAGAUGACAAGAAAUUUCCAUACACGGAAGUAUUCAACGCAGCCACUAAAGUCGUUGUUGUGUCUGGCUUUGCAGCGGCUGGCAAGUCGACGCUACUCAAGAACCUAAUACAACAGUUCCUUGGAUUGCAGUGCGAAGUCCCGGACUACCUAAAGAGUUUCGACCUCCUUGUCUUCAUCGAGUGCAGGGAUGACACUAAAGACAAGUUGCAUCAAGUUGUUCGCUUGCACUUCGGAAACGUUUGCUCAAAAAUGGACACCGAAAAUGUUAUGCAGGCUCUCUCGUGCCUUGUCGUUCUGUUCUUGGUCGACGCAUUUGACGAGGCCAAUGCUAAUUCUAUGGCGGUGUUGCGAGAAUUGUUUCAGAAAACAUGGCACUCUGAGUCACGCAUUAUUAUCACGACUCGUCCAAAAGCAAUCGAAGAACUCGAGCAGUUCAUUCACCAGAGGAGUUUUACUCAUUACAAUAUCACUCCUCUCUCAGAGCUGGCGGAGCAGUUGGAGUUUAUCAAAGGAUGUAAACAAAAUCUGAUCAAUGACCCAGCUACCUGUGCAGCGAUGCAGGAUCGAUUUUCCCAACUGAACCCUGCAGUUAGAAGUUUACUAACGCAGCCAAUUUCUCUACUUCAGUUCUGCACCAUCUUUCUAACUUCUCCAAAAAUGAUCGACAAUUGGAACAGCGCAAAAGACUUGUCAAGGGACACAUUGAUGCUAUACAUGACUGUAAUUGAAAGAAAAUUAUCUGAUUCGCACGUACCCGACAAAUCAGUUCUGAUCAACAAGAUUUUCAAGGUCAUCGGCAAGUCCGCCUUGAAGUAUCUUUCCAUGGACAAGAUCGCCUUCUCCAAGGACGAGUUCUUGCUGUUUGAGCGAGAAUGUCACGACCAAAUGACCGCUCACAGUGCAGCCAUGACAAUCGAUUCAAAAGUUUUUCUGUCCCUAAUUUUCACCGUCAAAAGAAAUUUGUCUGGAACUACUGCUGCCACAUACUCAUUUAAUCACAAAACAAUACAAGAAAAAUUUGCAGCACUGUUUGUUUUCGAAGAACUGAAGAACGACAAGUCCCUCCAUGAAAUACUAGGCACAACACAGGCGAUGAAGGCGAGCUUCCUGGAUAUACUGCCGUACGUCAUGCAAGACCUAAGCAGCAGUCCAUUGCUGUUCCAACGCCACUGGCCUGAACUGAGGGAAGUCAUUACCCAAACUGGGUUCUACAGCUGCGAUGACUGGCAGACCUUGCUGCUCCAGGGUCCUGGCCUCAGCGAGCUGGCGAAACACGCGGCCAAGAUCACGAUCACAGCGACAGAUGAAUGGACCGUUCGCACCGCUCGCAAUCUAGAAGCAGCAUCACUAAUGUUGUCAUACGAGCAACCUCGUCUCAUCAACAUCAAAUUACCGUCUGCUGAGCUGGCCGCAGCUGGCUCCAGCUGGUCUGGAUUGACAAGCCUUCACCGCGGACAACUUGAGCUGCACCUCGAGGAGAGUUCCGUGGCGACACAAGCGCCAUGUGAAGAUCUGCUCGAGUGCCUAAACGGAUCCAGGUGUCAGCUCACUGAGUUGGUUGGCAGUAUCAGCAGUGCCGCUAGCGUCUCCGCUGUGGCUUCUAUCUCCACGGCGGCCAAUACGGAACUUUCCAUCUCACUCUCGGCCCCCCUCAACUUGAACCCUCUGCAGGGCAAAUAUAAGAGUCUAGUGUACGAGUGCGAUGUGUCUCCUCGUCCCCUCACCUACAUAAUAUAA
Hyalella azteca is the source of this 2254-nucleotide messenger RNA. RefSeq lists its product as uncharacterized. The transcript is spliced from 5 exons. Lineage: Eukaryota; Metazoa; Arthropoda; Malacostraca; Amphipoda; Hyalellidae. Bases 71 to 2254 code for a protein of 727 amino acids. The record is from RefSeq and is a predicted model, not a curated record.